Molecule: messenger RNA, 2981 nt
Organism: Tribolium castaneum (red flour beetle)
Lineage: Eukaryota; Metazoa; Arthropoda; Insecta; Coleoptera; Tenebrionidae
Product: follicle-stimulating hormone receptor
Exons: 15
Coding region: 403-2775 (790 amino acids)
Biological process (GO): adenylate cyclase-activating G protein-coupled receptor signaling pathway; activation of adenylate cyclase activity; hormone-mediated signaling pathway
Cellular component (GO): plasma membrane
Molecular function (GO): protein binding; protein-hormone receptor activity; G protein-coupled peptide receptor activity
Source: RefSeq, a predicted model, not a curated record
CCCUUAGGUUAAAUAAUCGCUGAUUUUUAUUAAGUGACGUCUUAGAUUAUUUAUGUUGUUUGUCUUUCAGCUACUUUUUUAUUAACAAUAUAUUGCAACAACGUUUGUGGCCCUUUUAAGCAACAAUUGUUUCGCAAAGUCGAUAACAUCUUAUCUCUGCAGAAAGUAUUGCAAAACUUCGAUUUUUACACCAGGAGUUUAAAACGAGACGCGAUAGGUUUUGGUCAAUAUUUGCCCGGUUUACACAAAUAUCGCACAGUGUUGUUGAAGAGUUCUAUUUGCGCUAAUAAUUGCACUAAUUUUCUGCCCGAGGCAACGGGUGAGAGGCUGAAACAAUUUUUAAAUCGCUCCAAAUCGGCUGCUUGUUUGAGAUUUCCAUUACAAGUGAGAAUUGGACUAACAAUGAUCAUGAUCUUUUGCAUGUUCAUGAUUUGGCUUGUGAGUGCGGUCGAAGGAAGCGAUAUGUUGCACAAGUUGCCCGAAGAGACGGCUUUUGUUUCGAAAGUGGAGCCCCAUGAGACGAAACCUUGCACUUGCGAGUGCUACAACACCACCGAAAAUUUCCAAAUCGACGUUGAAUGCACCUGCUCAGGCAAGGAACUGCAGCACAUCCCCGAUUUUCUCAACAAAACUCUAACUAAACUCGUGAUCACCGAUUCGGAUAUCAAGAGGAUUAGGAAGGACGAGCUGAAACCGUACAGGGACACCCUCAAGGACGUGACUUUGGGCAACCUGCCCUACUUGCGGGUCAUCGAAGACGGCACCUUUGCUGACAUUCCGAAUUUGCGAACUUUGUACAUAUCACACGCUCCCCAGCUCAAGUUCCUCGAUGGCCUACUAAUGGGUGUUACUUCAAAGAAAUUCUACUCCUUGAGGAUAGUGCAGACUGGCCUGGCCGAAGUGCCAGAUCUAUCAUACCUUCCGCCUGAAAAUGUCAUGCAUUUGCUCGACUUGGAUUUGAACAAAAUUGACAAACUUAAAGCAAACUCUGUGAAAAUACAAGCCGAGCAAGUGACGCUGAACUACAACGAAAUCACGGUUGUGGAGGACCUAGCGUUCAAUGGCUCACAAAUAGGCAAGUUGAAUCUUGGCGGCAACAAAAGACUGAAAAAACUGGAGCCCAACGCCUUCAAAGGCCUCCAGAGUUUGCGAGAAUUAGACUUGUCCAGUACGUCCAUUGAGAAUCUUCCCGUCGUCGGAUUGGGAGAGAUCGAGACGCUCCGUAUCGAAGAUACGCCUUCGAUGAAAGUAAUUCCAAGCAUUUACGAUUUGGAGAAUUUGAAAGUGGCUAAAUUGACGCAUCCUUUUCAUUGUUGCGCAUUCAAAUAUCCCGAACAGCAUAAUCCCGAGAGACAUGCACAAUAUGAGGAGACGACGAAAAGGGCCUGUAAGGAGUCGACAGUGGCUGUUGACACGGGACAGCCGGAUGGGGGAAAUAAAAGGACGAAACGUUGGUUUCAGGACGACUACGACCCCAGUCUCAACGUCCUCGGCUACGAGCACAUCGGCUCUCGCCCCCUGCCCCCCAAAGACUGGACCCCCAACCUGGACCACUUCAAAGGCCACCCCAACAAAAGCGACCACUCCCACCUAAACCCUCUCCGAGGCCGCACCAUCGACCAUGAGGAAGCCCGUCCUCUGGACUACGAAGAAGACUUCGGAACUUUCCACGCGAAAUCGGCCGAAAUCCCCCAACAGCACAAAGUUUACGCCGUUUGUGGCAACCUAGCCAUGAUGAGGACCCCUUCGGUCAAAUGCUACCCCGAAGCCAACGCCCUCAAUCCUUGCGAAGACAUCAUGGGCUUCUCCUGGCUCCGAAUUUCCGUGUGGUUUGUGGUGGUGUUGGCGGUUGUGGGCAAUUUGGCCGUGAUUGUGGUCGUGCUGUUCAGUGGGGGCGAACUGACCGUUAAUAGAUUUCUAAUGUGUAAUUUGGCGUUCGCUGAUUUUUGCAUGGGCUUGUAUCUGCUUCUAAUCGCAAGCAUGGAUCUGCACUCAGUCGGGACGUAUUUCAAUUUCGCCUUCGAUUGGCAAUACGGUUUCGGUUGCAAACUCGCAGGUUUCCUCACAGUUUUCUCGUGCCACCUCUCAAUUUUCACUCUGACCAUUAUAACCCUUGAACGUUGGUUUGCCAUUACAUACGCCAUCCACUUAACUCGUCGCAUUCGUCUGGGGGCUGCCGCCAAAACGAUGCUCGGAGGUUGGAUGUACUCAAUUCUCGUGGCAUCACUGCCUUUGGUCGGAGUCAGCAAUUACAGCAGCACGAGCAUUUGCCUCCCGAUGGAGGUGAACCGAGUGGCCGAUAGGGCCUAUCUCUACUCCAUAAUCCUAGUGAAUGCAAUAGCUUUCGCCCUAAUAGCGUUCUGCUACGCUCAGAUUUACCUGAGCUUGGGUCAAGAAACGCGCCACGAGAUGGCCAUUGCGAAAAAAUUCGCCUUGUUGGUGUUCACUGAUUUUGCGACAUGGGCCCCCAUUUCGUUUUUCAGCGUUACGGCCCUGGCGGGCUACCCACUGAUCGGGGUGACGAAAAGCAAGAUUUUGUUGGUGUUUUUCUACCCGAUUAAUUCGUGUGCCAAUCCGUACCUGUACGCUAUAAUGACGGCGCAGUACAGAAAGGACUUCUUUAUUCUCUUGUCGAGAUGCGGCUUGUGCAAAAAGAAAGCACAGAAAUACACCCUCACCACAUCAAAUAACUCACACCCAAUUCCGCUCCUGCAGCGAUCGAACGGCCAGUGCCAGAUAAUCAAAGCGAAUCAUAUUGACGACACAUUGAUAUAAUGUCAUUUGUGUUCUGUGAUGCAACAUGAACAAUUGACUUUUUUACGACUACGUCGCAGCUACUAGUCUAGGUACAAAUACGACAUUCCUAUUCCUGCAAUUUUAGGCUCAAUAGUGUUUCUACGAAUAGGGUAGACAAUAACUGAUAUUUUGUACAGCUCUAGACAUUUUUAUAUUUAUUUUGUAAAUAAAUAAGUCUAUCAUUU